Hylaeus volcanicus is the source of this 1458-nucleotide messenger RNA. RefSeq names its product terpene synthase-like. Lineage: Eukaryota; Metazoa; Arthropoda; Insecta; Hymenoptera; Colletidae. The record is from RefSeq and is a predicted model, not a curated record. The coding region runs from base 71 to 1027 and encodes 318 amino acids. Gene Ontology annotation, molecular function: prenyltransferase activity. The transcript has 8 exons. Gene Ontology annotation, biological process: isoprenoid biosynthetic process.
GAAGAUUACUCACACAUAAACAUAUAGCAGACGACGCGACACUAGCAACGUUUGCUGUCAUAAACACAUAAUGGAGCAAAACAAAAAUAUACCGUACUCGCGUUCCGGUGACAAGGGCGAAGAUGAGAUACUACUGGAACCAUUUAGUUAUAUACUGCAAGUUCCUGGAAAACAGAUCAGAACGAAGUUGGCAUGUGCUUUCAAUUACUGGUUGAAAAUACCAACAGAUAAACUUCUUGCUAUUGGAGAUAUAGUACAGAUACUUCAUACUUCAAGUCUCUUAAUUGAUGACAUCCAAGAUAAUUCAGUUUUAAGAAGAGGUAUUCCUGUAGCUCAUAAUAUUUAUGGGAUAGCAAGUACUAUAAAUGCUGCAAAUUAUGGUAUAUUUAUUGCUUUAGAAAGAGUUCUUGCUUUGCAUCAUUUAGAGGGAACGCAAGUAUAUGUGGAACAGUUACUGGAACUUCACAGAGGACAAGGUAUGGAAAUUUAUUGGAGAGAUAAUUAUAUUUGUCCAUCUGAAACUGCAUAUAAGCAGAUGACAAUUCGAAAAACAGGUGGACUUUUUAAUUUAGCUGUCCGUUUAAUGCAGCUAUUUUCAGAUUGUAAAGAAGACUUUACUCCCUUAGCAGGAAUCUUAGGGCUUUACUUCCAAAUUCGUGAUGAUUAUUGUAAUCUACAUUUUCAAGAGUAUGCCGAGAAUAAAAGUUACUGCGAAGAUUUAUCAGAGGGAAAAUUUAGCUUUCCUAUUAUACAUGCUAUACAAAGUCAUCCAGAAGAUAGACAAUUAAUGAACAUCUUGAGACAGCGGACAAAGGAUAUCGAGGUAAAACGGUAUUGCGUUAAUCUAUUAGAAAAGUUUGGAUCGUUUGCUUACACAAGAGCUGUGCUUGAAGAAUUGGAUAAAAAAGCAAGAGACGAGGUUCAGCGUUUAGGAGGAAAUCCUUUAUUAGUUCAAGUUUUAGAUGAAUUAGUAAAUUGGAAACAUCAAGGUGCUAUUCAGCAACAAACAAAAAAAGCUGCAUGUUAAGUUAUGUUCCAAUUCGAUGCUUUCCAUAUGCUGUACAUAUCCACUCUAUGUAUAAUUGAUACUUUUGUCACGUACAUAUCGUGAAUAUUAAGCUUUUAAUUUCCAUAGCAUAACAUCUAUGGGAGAACAAAAUCAUAAAAGCAAGGUUUAUUUAGUUUAUUUGAUAGAUAACAUAAAUUUCAGACAAUAAAAAUGCUAUAGACAUUGCAUAAAAGAGAUUAAAGCCUCUUUUUAACGUGUAUAGAUAAUUACUGUUAUGAGACGAAUUGUAACUAUACAUUUUUAGAUAAUAGAUAUGCAAAAUAUACUAUAUUAAUACAUUAACCAACGGUAUAUGUAGUCUCGUAAAUGCAAACACGUAAGUGAAUAUAUUAGUAUAAAUUUCCUUACAUUCUUUUUUUAUACACAAAUAUACUUGACAUAAAAAUGUU